GGCUCAUCUCAUUGCUCUCAUCUAUCUCUCACUCUUCUUUCCGCUUGUUUCUGGCUCGUUACGUCGACAGAACACAUGCAAACUAUCUCAAGUCUCUCGGCGCGAUGCUACCCGUGGACCUAGGUAGUUAAACAGCCCACGUAAUCCAGACCUGCCAAUUUCAAAACACAACGGCAGUCGCCAUGCUAGACCCAAGAACCGCACCUGGAGAAAAACUUUCCGUGGGCAAGUCCCCACCAUCAAUGGGCGCUCGCCACUUCUCCUUAUGCUGUCCGCCGCUUCUCUUUCCUCCUCGCACUCCAUCUACCAAACCAAACCCCAAAUCCCAAACCCAAACACCGCCCACGUCCCCAUUCUUCUCCGCUCCAAGUAUCCCAUACCGUAGCACGACUAUUCCUCUAUUAAGAAUACGCCUCACUUCUCCUCCUCGCAUCGACUAGCCCAUUCACCAACAUGAAGCUCGCCUUCCUCGCCACCAUUUACUUAUUCAGCCUCACCCUCGCCGUCGCCCCGCAAGACGAUCACACCCCAGUGCCUCAGCACAGCGACUGGUCCCACUACCGCGCCAUCGCCCGGCUCCCGCGCGGUAUCACCAUCCCCACUACCGCCCCCGCCUCCGGCACGCCUCUCCCGCACGACGACGCACCCGCCGAAACCCCCGAGGAUAUCGACGCGCGCCAGCAGUGGCCGUGGGAGAAGGAGCCGCACGUCAUCGGGGUGUAUCCCGACGGGCGGCCGAAGUGCCGGAUCAUGUCUAUGACCGCGUGA
Trematosphaeria pertusa is the source of this 768-nucleotide messenger RNA. RefSeq lists its product as uncharacterized. Bases 454 to 768 code for a protein of 104 amino acids. The transcript has a single exon. The record is from RefSeq and is a predicted model, not a curated record. Lineage: Eukaryota; Fungi; Ascomycota; Dothideomycetes; Pleosporales; Trematosphaeriaceae.